This is a messenger RNA of Drosophila eugracilis, 950 nucleotides long. RefSeq lists its product as uncharacterized. The record is from RefSeq and is a predicted model, not a curated record. The coding region runs from base 323 to 664 and encodes 113 amino acids. NCBI's taxonomy places the organism in Eukaryota, Metazoa, Arthropoda, Insecta, Diptera, Drosophilidae. The transcript is spliced from 2 exons.
AUGAACCGCUGAUAAAUUACAACAACAAAAAUAUGUGAGAAAAAAGCGGCCAAACAGGCAGAUAAACCGGGCAUCGGGGAGUCGGAAAAAGGAGCUUGCCACGCACUUCUACCGACCGUUGGACAAGGUCAGAUCGUUGUCGUUGGCAGCUAAAACGGAUAAGCCGCCUCAUUCCGGGGCUUUGACUUCUGAUAACCGGCGACCCGGCUGUGUAUAAAACGUUUCGCUUGGGGCCCAAACAACAGCACUUGCGGACCAGCAUCCAAGUUGAUAACAUCGCCAUCCAGAGUUUCCAGAUUUUACCAAAUCCAAAUAAAACAGAAUGUCGCAAUUCACCGUCGCUGCUGCCCUUUUCGCCUGCCUGAUCGUCAUCCUGGGAGGCCAAGAAGCUAUGGCUGCCAUUGCCAAGGUUAAACUGACCAAUCCCGAUCAUCCUGGCCAGUGUGUGAUCGACGGCGGCCUUUUAUUGUCGCCCGGUCAGACUGGUAAGGCUCCAAACCGGGAGUGCACCAAAGUCGAAUGCCAUUCCGAUUUAUAUGUGACCUUCAACACCUGUCCAGCUGUCGCUCCACCCAAGGGAUGCAAACAGCGUGACUUUGUCAACACAAAUCGCGAUUAUCCCGCUUGCUGCGAGCGAGCCUACGAUUGCAACAAACACAUCUAAACACUUUUCACGCACACUUUUCGAUUGGUGAUCUGUUUUUUUGUUUUUUUUUUUUGAUUUAUUUAUUGUGUAUACUACAACAUAACAAUUAAAAUGUAAACGCUUAGCAAUACAAUUAAAUAAUUUAAUAGAAUCAUUAACAGAAAAUACAUAUGCAUGUAUGCUUGCUUGUGAGGGUGUAGUUGGGUUUGGAUAAUGAGGCAAGGACCUGUCCGCGGCUCUACCUAUAUCUAUAUCCGAUUCGGCUCGUUCUGGCAUCGGGUAAUACAUCACUGUACACGGGGUA